AUGGCUAUGUUGAGAAUAAUCAUAAAAGUUUUCCAAAUAUUUUGUUUGAUUCCAUUCAAUUAUAAAACUGAAAAUGUUUCAAACUUUCUAACCAUCUUUUCAACUUGUGAUAGCUUCUGGUUGAUUGCACAUAUCAUCUUGAACAUAUCACUUAUGGCCAUCGGGAGAUUCCUCCAUUCAGAAGUGUUCCACGCUCAUUAUUUCGUAGGACACAUAAAUGAUAUUAUUAAAUUCUGUAUCGGAAUACUCACGGUGUUGGUGGCAUUGAUAGGUCGAAUCGCUUAUCGCAAAUCGCUUGCGAAUAUUUGGGCAUAUUUUGCAAAUCGGACAUCCAAUGGACUGAAUCACUGCAGUCCAGCCAUCAAAAAAUACUGCAUCAAGUUCUGGAUUUAUCACAUCGCCAUAAUUUUGAUUGAAUAUUGUGUUAUCCGAGGCAUUGGCUUCAACCAUCAGUGGCUUUACUUCUGGCUCAGUAAUAUCUAUCCGUCAACUAUGUGUAGAUUGAUUCAUUUGUGUCAUAUUUUGUACAUAGACUAUCUCAAUGAAGAAUUUGAGAAAUUGUUAGGAAAUUUAUCAAACGUUAAUAAGUUAAUGGAGGAAUUGAAAGAAUUUCGCAAGCCCGACGAUAGAUUUCAGCUAAAACUAAGAGAGAAUGUUUCACUUUUAUUGAGCUGUAAGAAACAAUAUAGCGCUAUAUGGAGCGUUAUGAGAACAGUUAACAAGUUGUAUGCAUGGGUACAGGUCCUUAAUAUUGCCAACAAUUUUAUUCAAUUUUCCUGUGACUUCUAUUGGGCUUACAUGCACUUUUAUAAACUCCUAAAAAUUGAAGGCAUAAGUGCACUCGUUCUUUGUCUCAUCCCAUCGCCAUUGGUUUUGUUGAUGUUGUUGACUGCCGCGGAGAAAUUUCGAACGCUUGGAGCCAAAGUGGGAAGUAUGCUUCACGAAAUUCCCAAAUUUGACAAUCCGGAAUUGUACGACAUUGUAUACAGCUUCUCGAUGCAAGUUAAACAACAACCAAUGCAGCUAUUGGCAUACAGUUUGAUGAAAAUUGACUAUUCUCUGACUAUAAGAAUAGUGGCCGGAGUCGCAUCAUAUAUGAUUAUAUUUAUACAGCUGACAUCAUAAUGUGUUAUAAGCGUUUUUCAUGGGUGGAUCAAAACGAAUAUGAAACAUAUUUUUGUUUGAGAUGUGUAAGUGGGCCAUAA
This is a messenger RNA of Aedes aegypti (yellow fever mosquito), 1205 nucleotides long. It is a transcript of the gene Gr18, whose product is annotated as putative gustatory receptor 2a. Gene Ontology annotation, cellular component: dendrite; neuronal cell body; membrane. NCBI's taxonomy places the organism in Eukaryota, Metazoa, Arthropoda, Insecta, Diptera, Culicidae. The record is from RefSeq and is a predicted model, not a curated record. The transcript is spliced from 3 exons. Gene Ontology annotation, biological process: sensory perception of taste. The coding region runs from base 1 to 1125 and encodes 374 amino acids.